This is a messenger RNA of Mustela erminea (ermine), 4976 nucleotides long. RefSeq names its product metaxin 3 (gene MTX3). The record is from RefSeq and is a predicted model, not a curated record. The transcript is spliced from 9 exons. Lineage: Eukaryota; Metazoa; Chordata; Mammalia; Carnivora; Mustelidae. Gene Ontology annotation, cellular component: SAM complex. The coding region runs from base 16 to 954 and encodes 312 amino acids. Gene Ontology annotation, biological process: mitochondrion organization.
GUCAGCCCCGGCAAGAUGGCGGCCCCCUUGGAGCUCAGUUGCUGGGGAGGUGGCUGGGGGCUCCCAUCGGUGCACAGCGAGUCCCUGGUGGUGAUGGCUUACGCCAAAUUUUCUGGUGCACCCUUGAAAGUCAAUGUCAUAGAUAACACCUGGAGAGGUUCAAGAGGAGAUGUACCAAUUUUGACAACUGAAGACAACAUUGUUUCUCAGCCUGCAAAAAUACUAAACUUUUUAAGAAAACAGAAAUAUAAUGCUGAUUAUGAACUCUCAGCAAAACAGGGGGCAGAUACCCUGGCUUACAUUGCUCUCAUCGAAGAGAAGCUUCUUCCUGCAGUGCUUCACACAUUCUGGGUUGAGAGUGACAAUUACUUUACUGUGACAAAGCCAUGGUUUGCUUCACGAAUUCCUUUUCCCUUGAGUUUGAUUCUGCCUGGAAGGAUGUCUAAGGGAGCACUAAAUAGAAUUCUUCUGACCAGAGGAGAGCCUCCUCUCUACCACCUCCGAGAAGUGGAAGCUCAGAUAUACAGAGAUGCCAAGGAGUGCCUAAAUCUUCUGUCAAACAGAUUGGGAACAUCUCAGUUUUUCUUUGGAGAUACGCCAUCUACCUUGGAUGCCUAUGUAUUUGGUUUCCUCGCGCCACUUUAUAAAGUACGCUUUCCUAAAGUUCAGUUACAAGAACAUCUGAAACAGCUCUCCAACCUGUGCCGUUUCUGUGAUGACAUCCUAAACAGUUAUUUUAGGCUUAGUCUUGGAGGCAUCUCUCCUGCUGGACAAGAAACGGUAGAUGCAAAUCUGCAGAAACUCACACAGCUUGUAAAUAAGGAAUCCAACUUGAUUGAAAAGAUGGAUGACAAUCUUCGCCAAAGCCCUCAGCUUCCUCCUCGGAAACUGCCAACACUUAAAUUGACUCCAGCAGAAGAAGAAAGUAAUUCCUUACAACGGCUAUCGCCCUGACAGUCCUCAUGCUUUGUGUCCAAAGUCAUGUGAUUGUUGCAGUCAUCUCUUACACUACUUAUGUGAUGGCAAACAGAAAAUAUCAUUAGUAGGUAUAAGGAAGGCUCUAAAAAGAAACUUUCUCUGACAUCUAGUUUUUCUUAAUUAGGAAGCUUGUAUUUUAGCUUGGCAGUGCACUUUAGAUAACAUCAGAGUAAAUGCUAAAUGAACUUGGGGAAAAAAGAAAACACACUGUACUGUAUAUUUAAACAACAACAACAGCCUGCCUUAAUCUUGGCAGAUUUUUGCCUUUAGUUCACAUGUUGCUGACCAAAACAUACAAUUCUGUUCUGAAUGUGUGCUCUUAUUUAUUCAAGUUAAUUUAUUAUUAAUUUAGUUUUCUUGGAACAGUUUAAAUAUCUAAUAUGUGGCUCUUUGAGGCUUUUUUUUCUUCUGUUUAGAAAUUUUGAUGCCAAUUUUAGACGUUAGGGAAAAAUGUAAUGUUCUCAUAUUCUAUUUACUUCAGUAGAAAAGCCUGUAUUUAAAAAGCAACAAGGAAUGUGCUUUUGAAUUAUGCUCUCAGAAGUGUAAUCUUUUGGGCUAUCAGUACUAUACACACACACACACACACACACAUAUAUAUGUCUGAGAUAUAUAUAUGUAUCACAGGUGGUUACAUAUAAUAUUCAUCUGACUGUAUGCACUUCAAUAGAACAUUGGUAUUGGUGAUGUGUUCAGUUAAGGUUGGCAAGGAUUCUUUUAGUUUAUUGGACCAAUGGCAGCUUUAGACCUAUGUAUUUGUAGUACAUUUUUAACUCAAGUCCUCUCUUUCUUGGAUUAAUUUCAGGGGAACUGAGUAUAUUGGUCAUCAUUUAUUAUGGUAGGCUAUAAAGUCUUACUGAAAGUUGCCCAACUGUCAGAUACUACUCUGCUAGAGUGACAGAAGUACCUACUGUGCGCUUGGUCCAAGUUCAUCAUGCUUGAACCAUUGCUCUUUUCAUAAAACGACUGUCACGUCAAAAGCUUUAUGGCAACUUAUUAUUUUCCAUAUAGUUGAACUACAGUUGAAGCAUCUAAUGGGAUAUUUGGAAAUAGCGGUAGUUUUUAAAGAGUAUUUUCUAUUUAUUGGUUGCCGACCUGUUAAAGGAUUUGCUGUGCAGGUGAUUUUCCUUAUAACAGAAUCUCUCUAAUUUUAGUGGCUGAGGUGCUUCUGUUGUCCUAAAACCACUUCUGGGGUUUUUAAAAUAUAGGAUCAUGUUUUUGAUUAGUGUCUCAAAAGAUUACUAUGGUGCUCAGCAAAUCUUACCACGUCGUGCAGAAACCCCCAUGUUAAGAAAACAGCUCUAUAGUCAAGAGACUUGCCUAAUUGGAGCUGAAUGGAGCUCAGCUGUGUUUGACCUAAAUCCUCCCAGUUUGCUCUGUAUUUAGGUAGCUCUUGAUGCAGGAGUCUAUAAAUCAUUGUAAAUAUUUUUUCUUGAAAGUUUUAAUUAAAUGAGAAACAAGGUAGUCUUCAAAAUCUUAUCUGUUUGGAUGUAUUUAGGGAAAGUAACUAAUGAGUUUCGCAUUACUUCUGCAAUGAGUUUGUGUGCUUUGUAUUAAUUUUCUAUUAGAUUCCAGCAAUCCAAAAUACGUACGAAUAUUCUAUAUUAAAAAUCAUGACCAUAGGACUUACCGUCCUCUGGGAUUGAUGUAUAUUGGAGAAGGGUGGUUAACACAUUAAUCAGUCUAUUUAUACUUUAGUUAGGGUUGGUCUUUUUCAAUUGUGAUUUAUGUUAAGCCUUCAAAGAAGCAUUUGAAGUGGCUUAAAAUUGUCAAUGUACGUAAAACAGGACAAUUAAAAUUAGGUUUGGGAAAAAUGAAAAAUUGGGGGAGAAAGAGCUAUAUCAACCCUAACAGAUUCUAAAAUCAAAUGGCAAAUUUAACUCCCAAGUUUCUCCCUGGGCACAAAGAUAAUACUGGCUUAUGUAAAGUUUUCUGGGAGUAAAACUACUAAUAUCCAUGCUAAGGAUAGUGUGUUUAAAUUUUUAUACGAAUGUAGAGAUCAUGUUCUUACAUCACAGAACUCAACCAAUAAACAUACUGUAACAUUUCACGUUUUGAAAGUUUAAUGAAAGAUAGCAUUCUAGAAUAAUACGUAUUUGUCAUUUUUUAGUACAAAAGACAGCUGUAAUAAUGAUUUACUUCCUUUUGGUCAUUCCUGCUUUGAAUUGCCUUUAGACUUGCAGUACAUAGGCUAGGAUGUUUCCAGACUACCUUUCCUAAGGUGCAAAAUGUGAUUUAGAUAAGUGAGAAUUUAUACAGUGGGAUUCUUAGUUGAGCAUUUUGAGGAUAAGCCAACAAGAUGUCAGGAAGCUAUAACUGAGUAUAAAGCAUUCCAGGGAUGAGCCACGCAUCGAAGAAGCUCUUAGAAAGAAAGAACUUUCCAGAUUGGCCAGAGAGCUUGUGACCAGCCUGUCAGGAUAUGUUCUGGAUAAAGUUUCAGUUGCUGAGAUAAAUGGUACACAGUGUUUAACAAAAUACUGUAAGCUACUUUCUUGAGGACGUGAUGGUGGAAUAUGACCAAAGGGACUGUGUGUUUAUAUUUGUUGGUAUUAUAGGAUUAGAAAACCAGUCAGAUAAUUCCCAUAAGAUAAAGAUCUUCCAUCAGUGGACGGCCACCAAUCAUCCAUAAGAUUGACCGUUUCUUUGAACACUAAAGACACUCUAAAAAGCAUUGAGGAUUGUCAUUCCUUCACCAUGGUUAUUUUCCCCUGCAAAGAUUGGCAACGACAAAUUUCAGCUUAGGGUUGUUUGUAUUAUUUUGGGAGUACUAGAGAAUUCAGGAGUUUUAUAAUAAAUCCAAAGCAUUUUGAUUUGCAUUUGUAAUUUCUAUUCAUUUAAUAUUACUAGAUUUAUUAAUGUGAAGGAAUCAGGGAGCUUAUUUCAAACACAGCUAAGUUGCAGUUUUCAGAAGUCUACAAAAAUGGAAAGAAACUAGACAUCAAAAGAGGCAGAAACAUAUCAAUGAUACAAUCUCAGAAAACCAAUUUUUUAAGGUGCCUUCAUGUGAUAAUUGUGGUAUUUAAAGUCAGGAGUAUGUUUUCAUGAGACUGUUCCAAGAAUAUAUAUCCACCAGGCCUAUUGGGUUUUUUGACAGUUUUCCAUAAACAGUCAAAAGUCUUAACCCUUUAAAACCAAAAUAUAAAGUCAAGAAGCUGAAUGAUGGAUACACAGUCACUGUACUAUUUUUGGAACUUCUUAUGAGUCUGUAUAUCAAAAGGGUUUUAAAAAGUAAAUUUAUGAUUAUCUACAUAAACCAAACAUAGUAUUUAGUGUUCAGUUCCAGACAAAUAAAUAAUAUAAAUUAAAUAUAACUUACUUCCUUCUUAAGUUUAAAGAAAGAAACACCUCAGGUUUGUAACGACUGAGUAUCUAAAGAUCUGCUUUGCCCUUCCAGAAAAGAAAAAACAACAAUCUAAAACCAAGAACUCCAAUUCCCUAUAAAAUAUCCUAUGAUUUUAUAUUUGUAGUAGUAUCUUCUUUCUGUGGUACCUGGGUUUACCUUUUUGGGUAAGAUACAUUAAGAAAAAGUUCUUUUUCUUCAUGGGGUGGUAGUUCUUUGCUUUGCUGUGUUCUCUCUAAUUACACAGUGUGACGAGGUGUGCGCUAGGGCCGUGCUUUGAUGAAGAAGGUGCAGCAUCUGUGUGUUUUUGUUCUAAGCUCAGAGGGAUUUAGUAAUUGACUUCAUCUUGCUUUGGUUAUUUUUAUAAUUGAAAUCCUGAUCAGAGCCGCUGAGAAUAAUUUGGGUUUUGAUUAUUGUCUUUUUUGUAUAUGUUGUUGGCAUUAAGAAUUACCUUUUGUCUUUUUUUCUUGUUCAGCUCUGUGGAAUUUACAUUUGCUCUUUGGUGUUUUCUUAUUUCUUAAAUGGAUUAUUAAGAAAUUUAUUGUAAAUUACAUGAACUAAAGAUUUGUAAUCUGUUACCCUCAAAGGUUUUUUUUUAAGAUUUUAUGUAUUUACUUUGAGAGAGACAGAGCAAGCAUGCACAAAUAAGGGGAGGGGCAAA